AUGUCCGCGCCCGCCCCUCCCGAAGCCGCGAACAGCGUCUUCAAACCGCGCUUCAUAGAUAUAGGCAUCAACCUCACAGACCCGGUCUACACCGGCCUAUACCACGGCGCCCAGCGACACCCUCCCGAUCUCGAAGGCGUGCUCACCCGGGCCCGCUCCGCUGGCUGCCAAAAGCUAAUCGUGACUGGCUCCGACGUCCACGAAUCUGCGCACGCCGUCGAACUAUCAAAAGCGCAUCCGGACUUCAUCUACAACACAGUGGGUGUCCAUCCUUGCUCAUGUCUUCAAUUUCCCUCCCAUGCCACGGGGCCCAGCGCACUGCUCGCUGAGCUACGCACCCUCGCUCUCGCUGCCAAGGAGAGCGGGCACUGCGUCGCCUUCGGCGAGAUCGGUCUCGAUUACGACAGGUUGACUCUCUGCCCUAAGGACGUGCAAUUGCAGUACUUCGCUGCGCAGCUAGACAUCGCGAUUGAGGUGCAGCUGCCGUUAUUCCUCCACUCGCGGGCAGCGCAUGCGGAUUUCGCGCGGCUGCUGCGCGACCGCUUGGAGAAGCUGCCACGGCGGGGCGUGGUGCAUAGUUUCACGGGCUCGGAAGAAGAGAUGCGCGAGUUGGUGGAGAUGGGGUUUGAUAUUGGGGUCAACGGGUGCUCGUUGAAGACAGCGGAGAAUAUAGAGGUGGUAAGGAAGCUGCCAUUGGAGAGGAUCCAGUUGGAGACGGAUGGGCCGUGGUGCGAGAUGAGGCCGAGUCAUGCGAGUGCGGAGUUUCUGAGCGAUAUGCCGCUGGAGGAGUGGAAGAGUGUGAAGAAGGAGAAGUGGGUCGAGGGCGCGCUGGUCAAGGGUAGGAAUGAACCGUGUAUGAUUGGGAAGGUGGCGUGGGCCGUGGCGAGGAUUAAAGGCAUCAGCUUGGAGGAGUUGACGGAGGCGGCGUGGACGAAUACUGUGAGGAUGUUUGGGUUGGGGGAGAGAUAG
Molecule: messenger RNA, 969 nt
Organism: Amorphotheca resinae ATCC 22711
Lineage: Eukaryota; Fungi; Ascomycota; Leotiomycetes; Helotiales; Amorphothecaceae
Exons: 3
Coding region: 1-969 (322 amino acids)
Cellular component (GO): cytosol
Molecular function (GO): 3'-5'-DNA exonuclease activity
Source: RefSeq, a predicted model, not a curated record